This is a messenger RNA of Penaeus vannamei (Pacific white shrimp), 885 nucleotides long. NCBI's taxonomy places the organism in Eukaryota, Metazoa, Arthropoda, Malacostraca, Decapoda, Penaeidae. The record is from RefSeq and is a predicted model, not a curated record.
AUGGAGGACCAAGAGAGGGCCAAGAGAGGACCAAGAGAGUGCCAAGAGAGGGCCAAGAGAGACCAAGAGAGGCACCAAGAGAGGACCAAGACAGGAGAGGACCAAGAGAGGACCAAGAGAGGGCCAAGAGAGUGCCAAGAGAGGGUCAAGAGAGGACCAAGGAUGCCAACAGAGAGAGGCCAAGAGAGACCAGGGACCAAGAGAGGGCAAGAGGCCAAGAGAGGGCCAAGAGAGGGCCAAGAGAGUGCCAAGAGAGGGCCAAGAGAGGACCAAGAGAGGCCAAGAGAGCCAAGAGAGGGCCAAGAGAGGACCAGAGAGGGCCAAGAGAGGACCAAGAGGACCAACAGAGGCCAAGAGAGACCAGAGAGAAGAGAGGACCAAGAGAGGGCCAAGAGAGGGCCAAGAGAGUGCCAAGAGAGGACCAAGAGAGGGCCAGAGAGGGCCAAGAGAGGACCAAGAGAGGACCAAGAGAGGCCAAGAGAGGGCCAAAAGAGAGGACCAAGACAGGCCCAACAGAGACCAAAGAGUGCCAAGAGAGGGCCAAAAGAGAGGACCAGACAGGGCCAAGAGAGGACCAACAGAGGCCAAGAAACCAAAAGAGAGGACCAAGACAGGCCAACAGAGGACCAACAGAGUGCCAGAGAGGGCCAAAAGAGAGGACCAAGACAGGGCCAAGAGCCAACAGAGGCCCAAGAGAGGGCCAAAGAGAGGACCAAGAGGGCCAACAGAGAACCAACAGAGUGCCAAGAGAGGGCCAAAGAGAGACCAAGACAGGGCCAAGAGGACCAAGGAGGCCAAGAGAGGGCCAAAAGAAGGACCAAGACCAGGGCCAACAGAGGACCAACAGAGUGCCAAGAGAGGGCCAAAAGAGAGCCAGGGAACUAG